UUGUACUGUUGAAAAACAUCAGGAGUACAGAAGAAGAACAUGUCCCGGAAACAUCGAAACAUUGACCGAUUUUAAAUAUCUUCUGACUGUCUAUGGAAUAAAUUCAUGUAGGAGUGGGGUUUUGUACUUAUUUGUUAAAUACGUGAACAGUUAUUCAGCAUGGACAUAUCCUCUGAUGAAUCUGAUGACUGGUUUAUGGAGUCUCUAAACACAUACAAAGACCUGCAUGUAUUUCAACUCGAGCAUCCGACAAAAGUAAUAGAGUGGACGGGUGAUAAAAAUAUUUGUGUUGCAGGAUACACUGGAGCAAGAAGUGAAAUCUUAGAGUUACUUCUGCCUCUUAAGUUAUAUGCAGGAGAAAACCAGGGCCUUUGUGCAGAAAGAGACUUCAAAGUACAGCAUGGUGGAUUUUCUGAGGAAACUAUUGAGAGUUUGAUACAUAUCCCUGGAACAAGGUGUGUGGUGACUAGUGGAAGUUCUAGUUCGACAUUGCAGAUAUGGGAUAUUGGAGGCGAUGAUAGCGAUGUUAUAAAAAAGACUGGAGUCAUAAACCUCAAGAGCACAACAGCAAAAAGCAGUAAAAUAGCACCUGGAUUAACAGACGAACCAGCAGUCCUUCAUGGUUCUUGUAUAAGUGAAGUUCAGCUGACAGAGAUAGCAACAGGACGGGUUCUGUAUACAGUAGCAAAAGAGUCCUCCGAUUCAGUGAGUGGCUUACAGUUUGUGAAUGCUUGUGUGUUUCUCAUAUGUGCGAGUGAUGGCACUCUGCUAAUGGGUGACACAAGAGAUCCCUCGACUUGUCAUUAUCCUCUGGAUGACAGUAAGAGUGAUUUGCACUGGGCAUUUGGACUGAGGACUGACAGCUCUCAGUCAGAACCUUCCUGUUGUACUGUAGCAAGACUCUCGUCCUCUGGUCACAUGCUGCUGUCUGAUCUAAGAAAUUUACAACGUCCGUUUUGUCAAACCCAACUAAAUGUCCAACACAACACAUCAGAGAAUGACUUCCUGAAUGUUUCUUGGGCUCCUGUUCUCGACAGAUGUCUGUCUGUGUCAGGGUUUGAUGGAACCGUGCACAUCUACAACACAAUAAAUUGGAGCACAGAGGGACAGAGCCCACAGCCAGUUUUUUCACACAGAGGUCAUGAAAUGUCAGAUGAAGCAAAAUACAGUGGUUCCCCUGUGGUUACCAUCCAUUCUUGGCAUCAGUCACGACCAAAAACUAUUCUCUCAGCAGCUACGGAUGGAUCUCUACAUGUAUGGGACUGGGUGGAUAAAAUCACUGACAGAUGAAGUUGAUGUUCAUUAGAUAAUUAAUAGACAAAUCUAUUGUGUAAUGAUACAAGCAUAUCCUUUAUUCAUUUUUAAUAGAUUUGUAUAAUAAUUUACAGUCAAAGUACAAUGUUUGUCAAAUUCAUUAAGUAAUAUUAAACAAUUGAGAAAUAA
Carassius carassius (crucian carp) is the source of this 1443-nucleotide messenger RNA. It is a transcript of the gene wdr73, whose product is annotated as WD repeat domain 73. The transcript has 8 exons. Gene Ontology annotation, biological process: cytoplasmic microtubule organization. Gene Ontology annotation, molecular function: protein binding. NCBI's taxonomy places the organism in Eukaryota, Metazoa, Chordata, Actinopteri, Cypriniformes, Cyprinidae. Bases 160 to 1290 code for a protein of 376 amino acids. The record is from RefSeq and is a predicted model, not a curated record. Gene Ontology annotation, cellular component: cytosol; spindle pole.